AUCCCCCGUCUCCUUCAGCCGCAUCCUUAUCCUGUCGCGCCUCUCAUGUCGCUGCUCGUCUCCUCUCGUUCUCCUUCGAGCAAAACCUCGAACAGCUUGUGAGCAUCUCAAGAAGUAGGAGAAGCAAGAAGCAGAGAGACAUGGCUCUCCUCCCCGCCGCCAAAAUCUCGGAGCUCUCCUUUCACAACCCUCUCCCCCUCUGCUCUCGCCCCUCCCUCGUGCUGUCCCUCUCCCUCAUCCGCGGCCGCUUCCGCCGCCUCAUUUUUUCCGCUGCCGCAUCCUCCUCCUCUUCCCUCCGCCUAGCCGAGAGCGGAGGCGGCGACUCUGACUCUCGCCGCUCUCCCAGACACCGCAGGAACUCGCGGGAUGACGACGACAGGCAGGCCAAUGCUAAUCCCAGAACCCCUGUCCGCUCCGGGCUCCCAUCCGCGCCCUGGCUCCAGCAGUGGGCUCCUCCUGAUCCCUCGCCAUCGCCGCCAUCUCCGGAGAGAAAGCCAGCUGAGCCCGACGCUGGUCGAGGCGGCGCCAUCGAGAGGAUCGUAUAUCGGCUUCGGAACCUUGGGCUCGACUCCGAUGAUGACGAGUAUGAGGGUGAAAGCACUAAUGAACCAACUUUGUGCGGGGAUGAGAGAUUGGGGGAACUUCUGGAGCGGAGCUGGAACCGGCCAGAUAAGUCGCUCGAUAUGGGUCGGAUGCUCCUUCCGUGGGAGAGGGAAGACCACGGAGGGUUUGCCAAGGAAAAGGACGGGAGGGAUGCGAAGCGGAAGAGGGUGAGGGCGCCGACAUUGGCAGAGCUGACGAUAGAGGACUCGGAGCUACGGAGGCUCCGGCGUCUGGGGAUCAUGCUGAGGGAGAGGAUCACGGUGCCCAAGGCAGGUGUCACACAGGCCAUCACCGAGAAGAUUCAUGAUGCAUGGAGGAAGUCGGAGUUGGUUCGCCUCAAGUUUCAUGAGACAUUGGCCAACGACAUGAAGACAGCACAUGAGCUUGUCGAGCGUCGCACUGGAGGAUUGGUUAUUUGGAGGUCUGGAAGUGUCAUGGUGGUCUUUCGAGGGAGCAACUACAAGCGUCCUUCUAGAUCUCAAUCUUUAGAUGCUCAAUCCAAUUCUACAGGAUUAUCACAUGAAACUGAGUCACUAUUCAUUCCAGAUGUUCCAAAUACCACAAAGUUGGUCGAGGAUGAUAUUUGUGUUACUUCCUCAAAAACUGAACAGCCAAAACCAUCUGAAAUGAACCUUGAAUGUGAUGAAAACAUGACAGAGGAGGAAGCAGAGUACAAUGGCUUGCUUGAUGGGUUAGGUCCUCGAUUUGUUGAUUGGUGGGGAACUGGAAUUUUGCCUGUUGAUGCUGAUUUGUUGCCUCAAAAUAUUCCUGGCUUUAAAACACCAUUUAGACUUCUUCCUACUGGUAUGCGGUCACGACUCAAUAAUUCAGAGAUGACCAAUUUGAGAAAGCUAGCAAGGACUCUUCCUUCUCAUUUUGCCCUUGGGCGAAACAGACACCAUCAUGGUUUGGCAGCUGCUAUUCUGAAACUUUGGGAAAAAAGUUUGGUUGUGAAAAUUGCUGUUAAACGGGGAAUUCAAAAUACAAACAACAAACUUAUGGCUGAAGAGCUGAAGGCUUUGACUGGAGGAAUCCUGCUGCUCAGAAACAAAUAUUACAUUGUAAUUUAUCGUGGGAAGGAUUUUAUUCCAACAACUGUCGCCACUGCUUUGGCUGAAAGAGAGGAACUAACAAAGGAAAUUCAAGAUGCUGAGGAGCAAAUGCGCAAAAGCAUGAUUGGAGAACCUUGUGUAGAUGCACUUGAGGAGCAUGCACCUGUUGGUACUUUGGCUGAAUUUCUUGAGGCUCAGGCACGGUGGGGAAGAGAUAUAUCCUCUGAAGAAUGUGAUGCAAUGAAAAAAGAAGCUUUAAGAUCUGAAAGAACCAAGCUGUUUAAGAAAAUUGAACAAAAGCUUUCCGUUGCUCAAGCAAAGAAGUUAAGAGCUGAGAAACUGCUCGCUAAGAUUGAAGCAUCCAUGGUUCCGGUGAACCCAUCUAAUGACCAGGAAACAAUCACCGAUGAGGAACGAUCUGUGUUUCGCAGGAUUGGUUUGCGGAUGAAGGCAUAUCUUCCUCUUGGAAUUCGUGGUGUUUUUGAUGGUGUAAUUGAAAAUAUGCACUUGCAUUGGAAGCAUAGAGAAUUGGUGAAAUUAAUAUCAAAGCAGAAGACCUUAUCUUUCGUUGAGGACACCGCACGACUUUUGGAAUAUGAGAGUGGGGGGAUUUUAGUGGCAAUUGAGAGUGUCCCCAAAGGUUUUGCACUUAUUUAUUAUCGUGGGAAGAAUUAUCAGCGGCCUAUCAGCUUGCGGCCCAGAAACCUUCUAACGAAGGCAAAAGCAUUAAAACGUGCUGUAGCAAUCCAGCGCCAUGAGGCCCUUAGCCAACACAUAGAUGCGCUCGAGAAAACCAUAAAACAGAUGAAAGAGGAAGUGGGGAUCUCAGAAGACGAGUUAAUAGUUGCUGAUGACUGGAAGACUCAAUCUGAUGACGAUUCAUGCUCCAGUAACAUGGAAUAUGAAGAUUCCUCUCUGGAUUCUGAAGAUGAUGAUGACAGUGUCUUUUAUGAUUCCAAUGUUGAUGAAGCUUUAAGGUCUUGAAUAGAGUACUUUCUAGUAAAUCACCAAGCUGGACUCUUUUGCUCAAUCAUUGGUUACAGGAAGGCAUCCUUCAGGUCAUCUUGUUGGAGGUCAAG
This is a messenger RNA of Musa acuminata subsp. malaccensis (wild Malaysian banana), 2734 nucleotides long. Its product is annotated as CRM-domain containing factor CFM3, chloroplastic/mitochondrial. Gene Ontology annotation, molecular function: mRNA binding. NCBI's taxonomy places the organism in Eukaryota, Viridiplantae, Streptophyta, Magnoliopsida, Zingiberales, Musaceae. Gene Ontology annotation, biological process: RNA splicing, via transesterification reactions. The record is from RefSeq and is a predicted model, not a curated record.